This is a messenger RNA of Cynocephalus volans (Philippine flying lemur), 2877 nucleotides long. RefSeq names its product E74 like ETS transcription factor 3 (gene ELF3). Lineage: Eukaryota; Metazoa; Chordata; Mammalia; Dermoptera; Cynocephalidae. Gene Ontology annotation, biological process: regulation of transcription by RNA polymerase II; cell differentiation. The record is from RefSeq and is a predicted model, not a curated record. Bases 1067 to 2191 code for a protein of 374 amino acids. Gene Ontology annotation, molecular function: sequence-specific DNA binding; DNA-binding transcription factor activity, RNA polymerase II-specific. The transcript has 9 exons. Gene Ontology annotation, cellular component: nucleus.
CUUUUUCGAAUGGCAUGACUCAGGCAGUCAGGCUUCUGACCACUAGAGGGCAGCAGACCAGUACCAGAAAAACUGGGCGAGUGAUCCAGAGAUUCUACGGGAACCAGAGAGGAAUAAACACGUCCAUGAGGAUUCCAGCACCUCCAGCUGCACCUAGUCAGGGAGGGCUCCAUCAGGCGCUGAGGGAAGAACUUUUAAGUAGAGCCAGGUCUCUCCAGGAGUGGCUAUAGCAACUUUGACGCUUGGAUGGGGUCCAAGCUGGCAAAGUGCCAAGACCUUGCCAACAAAGUAGAUGCCAGCAAAUGGGCCCUAUGGCCAGGCUGGCAGUCUUGGCCAUGACCCAUAGCCCGUGUUGCCCCUGGGCCAUGACCCAUACUGCCUAGUGUUGAGCCUGAAGAUCCUCCCAUCCGUGCCCAGAAUCCUAGGUGUUGUGGGAAAAAUCCCUAAACCUCAGUAACUUUUCUCCCUACUAGGUCCCUUUUGUCCCCAAAUCUCUGGACAUUUAGGGGCAACAGCCAUUCUGACCUAGUUCAGCCAGGGGUUCAGGUUCCCCCACUUGCCCUUCCUUCCUAGCCCAUCCCUGGCCUGGCUCCCGGGAGGAAUUUCCCAAGCCAGAGGGCGGUCGAAAGCACAAAUGCCCACCCCGGCGACGUUCCCGCCACCUGCCCAGGCCAGUGCCCUGUGCCCAACCCCAGAGGGUGCGGGAUGACAGAUUCUGACAAUCAUUAAACCAGCCCGGCCUGAUUUCCCAGCACCGCCUGCCAGGAUCCAGGCCAAGUGGCACAGAAUAUGCAAAUCACCUGGGGCCUAGAGCUCAGUCUAAAGGCCAGGAAAUCCCCUCCAUCCAAUGAGCCACCAGCUCAGGUUACCGCCGAGGACACACUAUAAAGGCCUGGGUGUGGGGAGGAGCUCCUGCAAGGCUCUAUUUAGGGCGGGGUAGGGGAUCCGGCUGGCCAGACACCUUAGCGCACCUGGCGGAGCUUCUUUCCGCCUGGAUUUCUCUUCUGCCUGCUGCCUCUUAAGUCCACCUGCCUGCCACGUCCGUACUCCGCCAUCAGGUAGCCUCAUGGCUGCAACCUGUGAGAUCAGCAACGUUUUCAGCAACUACUUCAGUGCCAUGUACAGCUCAGAGGACCCCACCCUGGCCUCUGUUCCCCCUCCUCCCACCUUUGGGGCCGAUGACUUGGUGCUGACCCUGACCAACCCCCAGGUGUCACUGGAGGGCACAGAGAAGGCCAGCUGGUUGGGGGAGCAGCCCCAGUUCUGGUCAAAGGCCCAGGUUCUGGACUGGAUCAGCUACCAGGUGGAGAAGAACAAGUAUGAUGCCAGCUCCAUCGACUUCUCGAGGUGUGACAUGGACGGGGCCACUCUCUGCAGCUGUGCCCUGGAGGAGCUGCGACUGGUCUUUGGUCCUCUGGGGGACCAACUUCAUGCCCAGCUGCGGGACCUCACUUCCAGCUCUUCUGACGAGCUCAGCUGGAUCAUUGAGCUGCUGGAGAAGGACGGCAUGGCCUUCCAGGAAGCCCUAGGAGACCCAGGCCCCUUUGACCAGGGAAGCCCCUUCGCCCAGGAGUUGGUGGACGAUGGCCGGCAGGCCAGCCCAUACUACCCCGGCAGCUAUGGCACAGGAGCCCCCUCCCCUGGCAGCUCCGAUGUCUCCACUGCAGGGACCGGGACUUCUCAGAGCUCCCACUCCUCAGACUCCGGUGGAAGCGAUGUGGACCUGGACCCCACUGACAGCAAGCUCUUUCCCAGAGAUGGCUUUCCUGACUACAAGAAGGGGAAAGGGGAUCCUAAGCAUGGGAAACGGAAACGGGGCCGACCCCGGAAGCUGAGCAAAGAGUACUGGGAGUGUCUGGAGGGCAAGAAGAGCAAGCAUGCCCCCAGAGGCACCCACUUGUGGGAGUUUAUCCGGGACAUCCUCAUCCACCCAGAGCUCAACGAGGGCCUCAUGAAGUGGGAGAACAGGCACGAGGGCGUCUUCAAGUUCCUGCGCUCCGAGGCUGUGGCCCAGCUGUGGGGCCAAAAGAAAAAGAACAGCAACAUGACCUACGAGAAGCUGAGCCGGGCCAUGAGGUACUACUACAAACGGGAGAUCCUAGAACGGGUGGAUGGCCGGCGGCUCGUCUACAAGUUUGGAAAAAAUUCGAGCGGCUGGAAGGAGGAAGAGGUUGUCGAGAGUCGGAAAUGAGGAAUUUAGCAGGACCCGGGACCAAACUCAUGGACUCUGGGAGGACAGACAGGCCAGAUGGCCCCCUCUGUUUGGACAUACUCCCUGCUGAGAUGGAGAGAAGCUGAAGUUCUGGGAUAUUGUUGGCCAUUGUCCUGGGAGUCGGGGCCUAUGGCCUUUCCUCUCUGCCCUCCUCUUGGAAUUACAAGCCCUGGGGUUUGAAGCGACUCAUCCGCUGACUCUAGCUGCAGUGCAUCUCCUUUCAUCUGGCGCCUCCUCAGACCCAAUCCCAGAUACCAGCUGCAGACGACACCCUCCUGCAGAUGCCUGGACUGAGCCAAGGAGGCCAGGAGAGGCCCCAGGGGAGCACCGAGACAGAGGAUGGGGUCCCCCAGCACCUUCUUUCUGGACUGGCUCAUGCCACCUCCCUGCUCAGUGCUUGGACUCUAUGGGCAAGGGUCAGAGCACUCCCUAAUUUAUGUACUAUAAGUACGUCAGAUGUACAUAGAGAUCUAUUUUUUCUAAGACGUUCCCCUCCCUCCUCCUUUCCUAACGAGCACUGGUGGCCAGACUGACUGUUCCUAGGCCUCGCUGGGCCAGUGAGGGGCAGGGUGGAUGCCAGAACCCUCAGGAUGGGGCUCCUGGCUCCUUUAUCCUGUCAAUGGAGGCAGAGACCUCCAAUAAAGUGCCUUCUAGGCUUUUUCUAA